Molecule: messenger RNA, 1088 nt
Organism: Ailuropoda melanoleuca (giant panda)
Lineage: Eukaryota; Metazoa; Chordata; Mammalia; Carnivora; Ursidae
Gene: KLF16
Product: KLF transcription factor 16
Exons: 5
Coding region: 1-597 (198 amino acids)
Biological process (GO): regulation of transcription by RNA polymerase II
Molecular function (GO): RNA polymerase II cis-regulatory region sequence-specific DNA binding; DNA-binding transcription factor activity, RNA polymerase II-specific
Source: RefSeq, a predicted model, not a curated record
AUGGUGUGUGAGGAUUGGCAUUCGCCCAGCGCUGUGGGGGCGGGAAGCCUGCGCACCCGGGUCCCCACCACCCACCGGGAGCGGGACCACGUGAGCGAGGCGGGCUGGGCUGCGGAUGUCCCUGCCGCCACCGAGCUACGAGCUACGUGCGGCAGCUGUGUUCCCGGCGGCUGCACGCGUCCUGCCCCAUCCAGGGUCCCAGGUACCCUGCAGGGCGCAGGGGUGCAAGCUCCGGGAUGCUCACGGCCCCUUGGCCUGGGGCGUGGCGGGGGUCCAGGGUGGACCCAGGCUAAAGGCGAACGCCCCUUUGCCUGCGACUGGCCGGGCUGCGACAAGAAGUUCGCGCGCUCCGACGAGCUGGCCCGCCACCACCGGACGCACACCGGCGAGAAGCGCUUUCCCUGCCCGCUCUGCUCCAAGCGCUUCACCCGGAGCGACCACCUGACCAAGCACGCGCGCCGCCACCCCGGCUUCCGCCCGGAACUGCUCCGGCGCCCGGGCGCCCGCAGCGCCUCGCCCAGCGACUCGCUGCCCUGCAGCCUGGCGGGCAGCCCCGCGCCCAGCCCUGCGCCCAGCCCGGCCCCCUCUGGCCUGUAGGGCCCUAGUCCAGCCCGCCCUGCCGCACCCCUGCUGGGCCUGGGCAUGGAGCACCAGCAAAACGCCUGCUGUCCACGGCCAGGGGCGGGCCGCGGACCGACAGCCAGCGUCCCCACACCGGACCGGGGGUGGCCCUUGGGAGGGGUGGCUGAGGCCCGUGUCUGUAAAUAGCCAUGUUGGGUAACUCUCUUCCCAUGUGUUAACCAGGAACCCCAGGUGGGCGGCCAGCAGGCGCUCCCCUCCCCCAUCGCCACCUCCCUGCUUUGGAGAGGGCGGGUCUGGGGGGAGCCGCCCAGGAAAGGUGCACCUAACCAGUGCUCGGACUCGGCCCCCCGAGCCCCCCUCUCCAGGUUGGGAUGAUGUGUGCAAAGAGCCAUAGAUGAACCAGGGGUUACCGCGGCACCCCCCCCUCUGCCCGGGCCCCUCACCCCACUGAAAGCCAUUGGAGAUGUUCAGGGAACUGGGGUGUGGCCCCAGCCGCCCCCAUCCGG